This is a messenger RNA of Pezoporus occidentalis (night parrot), 1920 nucleotides long. RefSeq names its product carbohydrate sulfotransferase 7 (gene CHST7). The transcript has a single exon. Gene Ontology annotation, cellular component: trans-Golgi network; Golgi membrane. Gene Ontology annotation, biological process: carbohydrate metabolic process; N-acetylglucosamine metabolic process. Gene Ontology annotation, molecular function: chondroitin 6-sulfotransferase activity; N-acetylglucosamine 6-O-sulfotransferase activity. The record is from RefSeq and is a predicted model, not a curated record. Bases 308 to 1681 code for a protein of 457 amino acids. NCBI's taxonomy places the organism in Eukaryota, Metazoa, Chordata, Aves, Psittaciformes, Psittacidae.
CCCGCUCAGCGGCAGUAGCCCGCGCCCCGCCGCCAGCGGCGGCUCCUCAGGAGGCGGCGGGGGCAGGUGCGGACGCUUCCGCAUCGCGCUGCGAAGAGGAGCAGCAGAAGGCGAAGGAAGAGGAGGUGGCGGCGAGGGCGGGCGUGCGGCGGGGCCAGCAGCCCCGAGCCUGUCCGGCGUGCCCGUGGGCGUGCUCCCCGGCGGGGCGGGCCGGGCCGCCGCCGCUAACUUUGCCUCUUCGCGAAGAGCCUUCCUCCGGCAGUCAGAGGGUCGUCGGAGCUCCGGCGGUCCGAAGCAGCCCCCCGCGAUGAAGGGCCGCCGGCGGUGGCGGAGCGAGCACCGCCGUUUCGCCGCCGUGUUGGUGCUAUACACGCUGGUGCUGCUCCUGUUGGUGCCCUACGCAUUGGACUACGGGGCCCGGCGCGGGCGGACUGACGAGGAGCCGCUACUGCGGCGCUGCCCCAGCCUGGAAGAGGCGCUGAGCGAGUGGGGCUGGGAGCAGCAGCAGCCGCCGCUGGACGAGGAGGACGAGGAGGGGGACGAAGCGGCGGGUAACGGCAGCGCGGCGGGGAAGCGGCACAUAUACCUGCACGCCACUUGGCGCACGGGGUCUUCCUUCCUCGGGGAGCUCUUCAACCAGCAUCCCGACGUCUUCUACCUCUACGAGCCCAUGUGGCACCUGUGGCAGGCCCUGUACCCAGGGGACGCGUUGAGCCUGCAGGGCGCCCUCCGCGACAUGCUACGCGCCCUCUUCCGAUGCGACUUCUCCGUCCUGCACCUCUACGCCGCGCCGCCCGGCCCCCGCGACCCUCUGGCCCCCGCCCCGCCCGCCGCCGACAACCUCACCACUACCAGCAUCUUCGGCUGGAGGACCAACAAGGUGAUCUGCUCGCCGCCGCUCUGCUCCGGCGCUCCGCGGGCUCGCGGAGAGAUCGGCCUCGUCGACGGCGCCGCCUGCGAGGAGACGUGCCCGCCGCGGGCGCUGCGGGAGCUGGAGGCCGAGUGCCGCAAGUACCCGGUGGUGGUCAUUAAGGACGUACGGCUGCUGCAGCUGGGCGCCCUGCUGCCGCUGCUGCGGGAGCCCGGCCUCAACCUGCGCGUGGUGCAGCUCUUCCGCGACCCCCGCGCCGUCCACAACUCCCGCCUCAAGGCCCGGCAGGCGCUGCUGCGGGAGAGCAUCCAGGUGCUGCGCAGCCGGCACCGCGCCGAGCCGCGGGGGACGCUCCGCCACCCCCAGCAGCAGCUGCCCGGCAUGCUGGGCGGCGGGCGGGCGCCGCAGCACCGCGCCGAGUUCUUCCUCGGCGGCGCCCUGGAGGUGAUCUGCCAGGCCUGGCUCCGCGACCUUCUCCUAGCCCGCCGCGCCCCGGCCUGGGUCCGCCGCCGCUACACGCAGCUACGCUACGAGGACCUGGUGCGGGAGCCCCGCGCCCAGCUGCGCCGCCUGCUCCGCUUCGCCGGGCUGCCCGUACCGCCCGCGCUGGAGGACUUCGUGCUCAACAUGACCCGCGGCGCCGCCUACUCCUCAGACCGGCCCUUCCUCAUCUCCGCCCGCGACGCGCGGGAGGCCAUCCACGCCUGGCGGGAGCGUCUCAGCCGGCAGCAGGUGCGGCAGGUGGAGGCUGCCUGCGGCGAGGCCAUGAGCCUCCUCGCCUAUCCCCUCAGCGCCGGCGACGCCCGGUAGCGCCCGCGCCCGACGCCGGGUGAUGGCCGGGCCGGGGGCCGCGACUGCGGCGGGUGGUCCCGCGGGCGAGUGGGCGCUGUGGGGCCGAGCUGGGCGCGGGGUGCCCAUCUGGCACGGCGGCGGCCUGCGCUCGCCUCAGGGGUCGGGUGCUGCUCCCCUGGCAGGCGCAGACCAGCCUCGCCUCAGGAGCAGGCAGUGUUGCGGGGCUCAGGGCCCUGCUUCCCGCUGCUGGCUUCGGA